Messenger RNA from Lampris incognitus (smalleye Pacific opah), 1845 nucleotides. RefSeq names its product tumor protein p53 (gene tp53). Gene Ontology annotation, molecular function: DNA-binding transcription factor activity, RNA polymerase II-specific; RNA polymerase II cis-regulatory region sequence-specific DNA binding. NCBI's taxonomy places the organism in Eukaryota, Metazoa, Chordata, Actinopteri, Lampriformes, Lampridae. The record is from RefSeq and is a predicted model, not a curated record. The transcript is spliced from 11 exons. Gene Ontology annotation, cellular component: nucleus. Gene Ontology annotation, biological process: protein tetramerization; regulation of transcription by RNA polymerase II; apoptotic process. Bases 211 to 1302 code for a protein of 363 amino acids.
AGUCGUUCAAAUUUCAUGUUUUUUUUUUGAGAAAAAAAAACUUUAUUUGUCCGAUCGAAAAGUUUUAAUAGACAGUCGGAAGGUCCACGACAGAAGGAUAACACUAAGCUAGCUAGGCUAAGCGAUAUGGUAACCUGCUUGAUCCCACAAACCGUACUGCAUCUUCUUCGCUUGCACGUUCGCCUGUAGUCCUUUUUCUCUCAGCAAGUGAUGGAGGUGAAUGAGGGAUACAGGAUGGAGCAGCAGGCUUAUGAUGAUCUGUCCCUGAGUCAGAGUCUCCCUCUUAGUCAGGACUCGUUCAAGCAGCUGUGGGACACCUUUUCAGGUCACAGCAGCUGGAAUGCUUGCGUGGAGGAUCUAUCACUCUUACCAGACCCUAGUCUCUCACUUGGUUUUGAUGAGGAUGUGCUUGAGUUGCGCCCAGAUGUGCUUGAGACCCAGACUCCCUCAGCCUCCACCGUGCCGACUGCCACCGACUACCCUGGGGAAUAUGGCUUCCAACUGCGCUUCCAGAAGUCUGGCACAGCCAAAUCUGUCACCUCUACUUAUUCCGACCAGCUGAAUAAGUUGUAUUGUCAGCUGGAUAAGACAUGCCCUGUGGAGGUUUAUGUGGCCAAAGAACCCCCACAAGGUGUCUUGCUCAGGGCCACCGCCAUCUACAAGAAGACUGAGCAUGUGGCCGAUGUGGUUCGCCGCUGUCCCCACCACCAGAAUAAGGAUUCUGUGGAACAUUGCAGCCAUUUGAUCCGGCUGGAGGGCACUCAAAGAGCCAAUUACUUGGAGGACCCCCACACCAAGAGGCACAGUGUUCUUGUACCAUAUGAGCCCCCACAGCUGGGCUCUGAUAUUACCACGGUUCUGCUGAACUUUAUGUGCAACAGCUCCUGCGUGGGGGGCAUGAACCGCCGUCCCAUCCUCACCAUUCUCACCCUGGAGACAGCUGAUGGUCAGGUCUUGGGCCGAAGGUGCUUUGAGGUGCGCGUGUGUGCUUGUCCUGGCAGGGACCGCAAAACCGAAGAAGCAAAUGCCAACAAGGCACAGAAUGGCACCAAAUUGGUCAAGAAAAGAAAGUUCCCACCUGUCCCAGAAGCGGCGGUCAGAAAAGCAAAGACUACCUCUGGCACAGAGGAUGAUGAGAAAGAGGUCUUCGUGCUCCAUAUUCAUGGACGGGAGCGCUAUGAAACUCUAAAAAAGAUCAAUGAUGGCCUGGACCUGCUGGAUAAAGAGAACAAAGCCAGAGCCCUGGUGCCGUCCACUGGGAAGAGGCUGAUGCGGAAGGGAGACAAGAGCGACAGCGACUGAUGGGGAGCGUGUUAAAGAUUAUCCAAACAAAAAAAAAAAAAAACUGGUUCUUUAAUUUGUGUUCAGUUCUGACAACUUUACUCAUUUUUGUAUGUCCUGACACACAGCCCCUUUUUAUAAGUUUGAACCGUCUACUUUGUGUUACAUGUUUCGUCUCCAUCUGUUGUGUUCUAGUGGUUUUUGGUGCCAGGUUUUGGCAAGUUGGACUAAUAUGUUGUAUAUUGCUUUCCGUCAGUACUUUUGCUCAUCAUGUAAGCAUCGUUCUAAAAGCUGAAAGAAACCACUUUUGUUUUUUUUAUACUGCCAAAAGAUUCGCAUAUGCAUUUCUUGUUCGUUUUUUUUUUACUUGUUUCUAUAGAUAAAUAUUUUCUUGCAAGCUUAGUUUUUUUGUACGAGUAUCUUUCUAUAUCGUUUUUUUGUUUAUUUUUUCAUGUUCCUAACUUUUUGUAUAUCAGGUUUUUGUACCCAUUUAAAAUGGUGGUGCUGUUGGCAUCUGUUCAAUAUGUUUGUCAAAAAAAUAGAUUAAAAUAAAUGGGAUGCAAA